UUAAAGAAGUGAAGCGAAAAAGUUAGCAAAAUAUUUUGUAAGAAAAGUGCCUUAAAUAUGUAAACUUUCAAUUUUUCCCGAAGACGUAAAUUUUUCUUUUUAUACUUAAAACAUUCCAAUUUAAACAUUUCAGUAUGGAUAAUUUCCACCGGAAUCAUAUCUUCAUUUCAGUGUCAUGUAUUAUCUUUUUCUUCUGUGUAUUGUCCAUGUAUCCAUAUGUAGUAUUUGGUGGCCGUUGCAAUGAAGCAGUAUGUGCAUCUAUUGUCAGUAAAUGUAUGCUGACUCAAUCGUGUAAAUGUGAUGCCAAAAAUAUAUCAUGCAGCAAAGACUGUUUCUAUUGUUUAGACUUUUUAUACUCAGAAUGCUGUUCUUGUGUAGAGAUGUGUCCGAAGACCAAUGAAUCGGAUAACUACUUGAGUAUGAAAUCACACGUUGAAGAUUUACCAGAACCCUUUCCUGAUUUGUUUAGUGUUCUGACAGAGGAAAAAGAUUCAUUGCUAAGAUGGACAUCUUAUACAUUUCCAGUUGAAGUAUCAUUUAUAUCGCUUGAUAAAGAUGUCAAAUUUGUCACAGCAAAAACAACUGACAGUAAUGGAGGUCAAGGCCAGUUGGAGCCUAUGGCUGUUAACUGCACUGUGGCUUAUAUGUCCCAGUGUAUGCCUUGGAACAAAUGUAAAGAUUCAUGUUGCUCUAUGGGAGCUUCAAGUUAUCGUUGGUUUCAUGAUGGCUGUUGUGAAUGUGUUGGAUCAACUUGUGUCAAUUAUGGGAUAAACGAAAGCAGGUGUUUAGAUUGUCCACCUGACAAAGAUCAAAUGACAAUUGAAGAAUUGAAUGUUAUCUCAAAAGAUAUUGUAAAAUCAGAUGAUUUUUCUGAUGAUUCUCGUAAAGGACAAGAAUCUCAAUCAAAACGAGAAGAUAAUUUUGAUGAAAUGCAAAGCAUUGAUGACUGAGAAAAUGUGCCAUUUCAUAUACAUUAAUAUAAUCAAACAAACGUCCAUAUAACCAUUGUUUUGUUGCCAACUUUACCCAUUGCUUUUAUCUGUAAUAAAAUUUGUUUAUAUAUUUUUUUAA
Molecule: messenger RNA, 1071 nt
Organism: Argiope bruennichi
Lineage: Eukaryota; Metazoa; Arthropoda; Arachnida; Araneae; Araneidae
Product: protein twisted gastrulation-like
Exons: 5
Coding region: 135-950 (271 amino acids)
Biological process (GO): regulation of BMP signaling pathway
Source: RefSeq, a predicted model, not a curated record